This is a messenger RNA of Daphnia carinata, 1737 nucleotides long. It is a transcript of the gene sad, whose product is annotated as cytochrome P450 315a1, mitochondrial-like. The coding region runs from base 225 to 1700 and encodes 491 amino acids. The transcript is spliced from 7 exons. The record is from RefSeq and is a predicted model, not a curated record. Gene Ontology annotation, molecular function: heme binding; iron ion binding; monooxygenase activity. Lineage: Eukaryota; Metazoa; Arthropoda; Branchiopoda; Diplostraca; Daphniidae.
UUCACAAAGCCGCCACACACGAGAGUUACAAGGUUUUAAAAUAGUGAAAAUAACCAAAGCAACUGUUUGGUAGUUUUAAGAUACAAUGAAUUGCAAUCAAGGUCAUGCAAUGUGAACUUGAAGCAUGAAAGGUGACUUUCAGCUGUUGUGAUCUCGUGUUGUUUUUAUAAUCAAGCAUUCAAGUGUUUGAGGCUAGUCAAGAAAAGUAAACAUCUUUUUCAUAAAUGGGCCGCUGUCUCCGCUCCCCAAUUCCAUGGAAUAGUUUAUUCGGAAGACGCUGCUAUUCAAAGCUUCUCCCUUUCCAUUCUAUUCCUUCCCCCAAAGGACUCCCAUUGGUAGGCACAUUAUGGGAUGUGAUCCGUGCCGGUGGUGUAUCACAGAUUCAUCUCUACAUUAAUGAAAGACAUCGCCAAUUAGGGCCGAUUUUCAGGGAAAAGUUAGGCCACGUUGAAGCUGUCUGGCUAGCCGAUCCCGCGCUUUACCAACAGGUCUUCCAAGCUGAAGGGGCAUAUCCUCGACCUAUGCUUCCCGAACCAUGGACCAUCUUCAACAAAAGACAUUCUUAUAAAAGAGGCCUCUUUUUUAUGCAAGGAGAAGAAUGGUUACACUACAGGAAGAUUUUAAGUCCACUUCUACUAAAAAUGGCUACGCUCCAUCGUCAUUUGGAUACUUUUUACGACGUGGCUGACCGAUUACUCGAUCAGUGGAGCCAAAAGGAAAACGGUACACUUGAUAACCUCGAACGUGACCUGUAUUGUUACUUCGUGCAGGGUUUAAUGUGUGCCACUUUCGGUCGUACCGUUGGAUUGGAUCAAGAAAUGGUUCAAAGUCAUGUUCCAGAAAUGGCCCACCAUUUACAGCGUUUGUUCGAGAGUAGUGCUCGCCUAACGCUCCUUCCUCCCUCUUUGGCUGCUAAAUUAAAUCUUGACGCGUGGCAAUGCUUUGAGCAAUCCGCGCUAAAGGCCUUAGAAAUAGCUGACCGACUAACGCAGUCAUGUCUGGAGAAAUUUCCAUCCGAUAACGACGAUAGCGAAGAAGUUAAUGGUUGUAUUGUUUCAUGCCUGAGGCAGCAAACAGUGAGUCAAGUUGACAUUCAACGCAUUGUAACUGAUUUGUUCUUGGCAGCAGCUGAUACGACAUCACAUACGACACAGUGGGUUCUUUACUUACUGGCUCAACAUCCAGAGGUGCAAGAAAAAGCUUUCAAGGAAAUAGCAUCGAUUCAGCCGACCGAGGGAAGAUUAGGCAGCGAAUGGCAACAUAUCCCUACGAUAAAAGGUUCUGUUAAAGAAGCUUUACGCCUCUAUCCAGUGGCUACGUUUCUCACUCGUUUGUUACCGGAAUGCAGUGUCAUCGGAGAUUACGACAUCCCACCAGAGACUUUAGUGCUCAUGUCAAUCUUCACGAGUGGUCGAAAUGAUCGUUAUUUUUAUAAUGCGGAACAGUUUUUACCAGAACGAUGGAAUCGCCAGGCGUCGUCAAACGAUAAUAUGGUGAUGAACCAUUUUGCUUCAUUACCAUUUGGCCAUGGCAGAAGAUCUUGCAUAGGCCGCCGUUUGGCCGAGGCUCAGAUUUACAUUUUACUUUUUAGAGCGCUACCAAGAUUUACAUUACAAACGGUGAAUCAUGUAAAAAUGGUUAUGCGACUUUUGGGCACAGUCGAUCAACCAGUUCGACUGCGUUUACGACCUCGCUCUUAACUUUUUCACCAUUUUAAAAUAAAUCAAUAAACUACAA